Messenger RNA from Aspergillus ochraceoroseus IBT 24754, 2200 nucleotides. RefSeq names its product coronin. The record is from RefSeq and is a predicted model, not a curated record. The coding region runs from base 8 to 1780 and encodes 590 amino acids. Gene Ontology annotation, biological process: actin filament organization. Lineage: Eukaryota; Fungi; Ascomycota; Eurotiomycetes; Eurotiales; Aspergillaceae. The transcript has 8 exons. Gene Ontology annotation, molecular function: actin filament binding.
CAGCAUUAUGUCUGGUCGUUUCGUGCGUUCGUCCAAAUACCGCCACGUCUUCGGACGACCAACGCGAAAGGAACAAUGCUAUGAUAACCUCCGCAUCUCUCGAAAUGCUUGGGAUACGAAUCUCGUCAAGGUAAACCCUCGGUAUCUCUCGGUGAACUGGGAGGCUGGUGGUGGUGGAGCCUUUGCUGUGAUUCCCCUGGAAGAACGAGGCAAAUUGCCCGAGAGAAUUCCCCUGUUUCGAGGUCACACCGCGGUGGUAUUGGACACGGACUGGAAUCCUUUCAAUGACGAAUUGCUUGCUUCCGGUUCCGAUGAUGGCAAGGUCUGCCUUUGGCGAGUACCUGAAGGCUUCACGGUCACUCCUGACGUUCCUGCCGAUGACAUUCAAGACAUUGCGCCGGUUGGAAAGCUCAGCGGCCACCCAAAAAAGGUGGGGCACGUGCUCUUCAACCCAGCCGCAGAAAACAUCCUGGCAACGGCCUCCGGUGACUUUACAGUGAAGAUCUGGGAUAUUGAAGCUGGAGCAGCCAAGUUGACCUUGAAUCUGGGCGAUAUUGUGCAGUCGCAAUCCUGGAGCGCAAAUGGUUCGCUCCUCGUUACAACCUCUCGCGACAAGAAGCUGCGGAUAUGGGAUGUGCGUCAGGAGCGUCCUGCGCACGAAGGAGCAGGACAUUCAGGAGCCAAGAACAGUCGCUCUGUAUGGCUUGGAGAACAUGAUCGAAUUGCCACUACCGGUUUCUCCAAGAUGAGUGACCGACAACUGGCGCUCUGGGAUCUCCGUUCCCCUCAGCUGCCCAUCGACGGAUUCAAGACUUUGGAUUCUAUCUCUGGCGUGUGCAUGCCAUUCUGGGACGACGGUACUCAAUGUUUGUAUUUGGCUGGAAGAGGUGAUGGUAACAUCCGAUACUUUGAACUGGAGAACGACAAGUUCGAGUACCUUUCAGAGUACAAGUCCGCCGAUCCCCAACGUGGUAUCGCUUUCAUGCCCAAGCGCGGUGUGAACAUGCACGACAACGAAGUUACAUGUGCCUUCAAGACCGUCAACGACACCUAUAUCGAACCCAUCUCUUUCAUCGUUCCUCGCCGGUCCGAGACCUUCCAGGACGACAUCUACCCCCCCACAACCGGUCUUAAGCCCGCCAUGGGCCCUUCGGAAUGGCUUGCGGGUAAGGAAGCCAUCCCGCCCAAGAUCUCUAUGGGUAGUCUCUACGAAGGCGAGGGAUUGAAGGAAGUUACUGGUAUUGAAGCCAAACCCACUUCUAAUGUGUCCAGCGAGCCCGAGCCCAAGGCUGUUGAGCCAGUGAAAAAGGCAGCUGAACCCACUCCGGAGCCAACAUCAGUGGUGAAACCAGCUCCAUCCAUGAAAGAACAGGGUGCAUCCAUGGCUGCUAUGGUGUCCAAGUUCGCGGACGAGGAUGAAGCCGAGCCAGUUGAGGAGUCCAGCUUCGAUGAGGCCCCGAAACCAGUGGAGCGGGCUUCACGUUCCCCCGAGACUGUGUCCCCGUCCGUCAUGGCUAGCCCAUUCCUCCGAAAGGACGAACAGUUCAAGACACAGUCACCCGUGGCCUCCUCAAGCCCCAUCGCCAGCACACCAGGUGCUUCUACCCCCGCGCAAUCUACAGGCCCCACUGCUGCCGGAGUCUCUACCGAUGCUGUGUCCCGUGAGAUUGGCGCCAUUAAAGAGCUACUCGCUGAGCAGACCAAGACUAUUGCCUCGCAGGCGCAGCAGAUGCAGAAUCUGACUGCGGAGAUAGAAUCUCUCAAGGCUAAGCUGGGCUAGCCUCUGUUUUCUCCAUUCUCCUUUACAUCCUAUUUACCCACUUCUAUUCCUCCCCGGUCCUCUAUUUUUGUGUAUUUUACACCCUAUGCUUUUUUUUUUUUUCCCCUCUCUCUUUAUAUUACAAUAUUUUUGUGUUUUCCCUAGCAUAUUCAGCUGCCAAAAAGGAUGGUCUCUCUUUUUGUUGUUCAUAGCCCAUUAGUCAUUGUUGUGUGUGUUAUAACUAUCAGGUGCCUAGGUAUUAUUUUUGUCUAUGGCUUACAGCAUGAUUGCAAUGUGAAUUUGAAUACUCCUCCUGCAUUUAUUUUGUCUUUUUUUUUUUUCUUUUUUUUUUCUUUUUUCUUAAAGAUAUUUAUCUGUUUAUGUAAAUUCAUGGUUGAUGGAACCCAAAGAUCAAGAUCUAAGGGCUAGAAACUCUCUAAU